Sorex fumeus (smoky shrew) is the source of this 4248-nucleotide messenger RNA. RefSeq names its product solute carrier family 11 member 2 (gene SLC11A2). Gene Ontology annotation, molecular function: cadmium ion transmembrane transporter activity; manganese ion transmembrane transporter activity; iron ion transmembrane transporter activity. Gene Ontology annotation, biological process: metal ion transport. NCBI's taxonomy places the organism in Eukaryota, Metazoa, Chordata, Mammalia, Eulipotyphla, Soricidae. The transcript has 15 exons. The record is from RefSeq and is a predicted model, not a curated record. Gene Ontology annotation, cellular component: plasma membrane. Bases 59 to 1744 code for a protein of 561 amino acids.
UCUACCUUUACUCUUUCCAGAAUCCUACUCUAAGACCGUGAACACUCAAGUAUCCAAUAUGGUGUUGGGUCCAGAACAGAAGAUUCCAGAUGAUGAUGCAUCUGGGGACCAUGGGGACUCUGCCAGUCUUGGAGCCAUUAACCCGGCCUACAGCACCUCUUCUAUUCCUCAGUCCAACGGGCAUGCAGAGGAGCCCUUCAGCACCUACUUUGAUGAGAAAAUCCCCAUUCCUGAGGAGGAGUACUCUUGUUUUAGCUUUCGUAAACUCUGGGCUUUCACGGGACCAGGCUUUCUUAUGAGCAUUGCCUACUUGGAUCCAGGAAACAUCGAGUCCGAUUUGCAGUCUGGAGCAGUGGCUGGAUUUAAGUUGCUCUGGGUUCUUCUGCUGGCCACCAUUGUGGGGCUCCUGCUCCAGCGUCUUGCUGCCAGACUGGGAGUGGUCACUGGGCUACAUCUUGCUGAAGUGUGUCACCGGCAGUAUCCCAAGGUGCCACGAAUUAUCCUGUGGCUGAUGGUGGAGACGGCUAUCAUUGGCUCAGACAUGCAAGAAGUCAUCGGCUCCGCCAUUGCCAUCAAUCUCCUAUCUGCUGGAAGGAUUCCUCUGUGGGGUGGAGUGCUUAUCACCAUCGCAGAUACCUUUGUGUUUCUCUUUUUGGACAAAUACGGCUUGAGGAAGCUGGAAGCUUUCUUUGGCUUUCUCAUCACUAUUAUGGCCCUCACAUUUGGAUAUGAGUAUGUUACAGUGAAACCCAACCAGAUCCAGGUACUCAGGGGCUUGUUCGUGCCGUCUUGUUCGGGAUGUCACACCCCACAGAUCGAGCAGGCUGUGGGCAUCGUGGGAGCUGUCAUCAUGCCACACAACAUGUACCUGCAUUCUGCCUUAGUUAAGUCCAGACAAGUAAACCGAGCCAAUAAACAAGAAGUCCGAGAAGCCAAUAAGUACUUUUUCAUUGAAUCCUGCAUUGCUCUCUUCGUGUCCUUCAUCAUAAAUGUUUUUGUCGUCUCCGUUUUUGCCGAAGCAUUUUUUGAGAAAAGCAACAAGCAAGUGUUUGAAGUCUGUAAAAACAGCAGCAGUCACCAUACUCACCUUUUUCCUGAUGAUAACUCCACACUAACAGUGGACAUAUAUAAAGGGGGUGUUGUCCUGGGAUGUUACUUUGGACCUGCCGCUCUUUACAUCUGGGCCGUGGGAAUCCUGGCUGCCGGACAGAGCUCCACCAUGACAGGAACCUAUUCUGGCCAGUUUGUCAUGGAGGGAUUCCUGAACCUAAAAUGGUCACGCUUUGCCCGGGUGAUUCUGACCCGUUCUAUUGCCAUCAUUCCUACUCUGCUUGUUUCUGUCUUCCAAGACGUAGAGCGUCUAACAGGAAUGAAUGACUUCUUGAAUGUUCUUCAGAGUUUACAGCUUCCCUUCGCCCUCAUACCCAUCCUCACAUUCACGAGCUUGCGGCCAGUAAUGAAUGACUUUGCCAACGGAUUGGGCUGGCGAAUUGCCGGUGGCAUCUUGGUCCUCAUUGUCUGUUCCAUAAACAUGUACUUUGUAGUGGUUUAUGUCCAGGACCUAGGGCAUGUGUCAUUAUAUGUGGUGGCUGCUGUCAUCAGCUUGGCUUAUCUGAGCUUUGUAUUUUACUUGAGUUGGCAAUGUUUGAUUGCAUUGGGCAUGUCCUUCCUGGAUUGUGGGCGCACGGUAAGCAUCUCUAAAGCGCUGAUGACCGAAGAAGCCACCGAUAGCAACACUAAGUAAACUGGAUCAGUUUUCUUCAAGUAACCGACAGAGCCAGUGGGUUCCUGUGACCUACUAUGUGAACAGGCCAGGAGCCUGUACUGUUGCACAGACUGGUUGUAGUUAGGGAUCAACUUUUUGUUGAAAGAGAUGGUCCCAUACAUGUUUGAAAAAUGCAAAGUUAAUUCUUCCUGGCCUCUUAAAUUGGGACCUGGAAGAGGUUGGAUCUUUGAAAUGCUACAUUUGCUACUGUCAUUGCAACACUAACUCUUAAGUAGCUGCCCAAGGGCAAACUUGUUUUAUCCCUUUGAAAAAUAAUACACUAUCUCCAUGAUUCUAAAUCAGGUAAUAUAUUAAAAAUAAUUUGAAACAUGCAAUAAUUUUUACCCUAAUACAAAUUACAGGACGGGUAUGCAAAUUUUGCUUUUCAAAAGAUAAUGGAUUGAGAAAUAAUUUUCUAAUGCAUACUCUUUCCAUCAUUUUUCAGUAUAAAAAAUAACUUCUGAAAUAGGGUGGUUUCAUUUAUAUAUAAUAUAAAAUCGUGAAACAUCUACCUCUGUUAGCUUCAGGAUUCUUUUCAUUGAUUUCCACUUCAAUGGAAACUUGAGUGAAAUUUAAGAGGAGUUAGGAAUCAUGAGGUGAAAGUGUACAAAUAGCAAAACCCAUCUGUAGCUGGUGGUUCCUAAUCUCCUUUGAAAGUGAUUUCAAAGGUUUCGCUCACGUAUUGCAAGUGUCUGAGGAUUUCCUGGAGACUGCUGAUAGAACAACCAUCUGAGUACACAGAUUUUCUGAUGAUACUUACUCUCCAGCAUACCGAGCUGUUAAACCUCCCUUCCCACUCAGGAGGGUGGUGGUAGAAAAGACGGGGAACAUUUCUGACUGAUAUUCUCGUCAGAAUGUGAGGAGAAAAUAUGCGAAGGAGAAGAGUCAUCUCUUUCAUUCUAAAGCCAUCUCCUACCAGAAUCAUCACUUCUCUCGGAAGCCCCCAAAUCUUGCUGUUUUAUCUUGGACCUAACUGGCAAAGCUGAGUGUCACACUAAAUCAUCAUCAGUGAGGUUCAAGUACUGGAAGGUUCCACAGUCUGCAGUCAUUCCCUCAGAGGGAAAAACUGAGACCAGAUGGUGGCGCUGUCGAGUCAGAGGAAACGGUUCCAUUCAGACGAAGCUGCUGCUCUUCAGUGACCUGUGACAGUUUUCUGCCUUUUCUUACAUGGAGUCUAAGAUUAAAUGAUGAACUGAAUCCUAACCACAUUUUUCUGGUGGAGAGAAAGAAUUACAAGUACUUGGUAGCCAUAGACAUUGUGGGAACAGUCAUGGGAAUGGCAUUGAAAGAUUUGUCAUUUUGGAUCUGUCAACCUGGAGUCCUGGUUGAUGAAUGUUCUCUGUUCCUCUAAGCCCCUUAAAUGAGGCGUUGCUGGUACUUUGCUCCCGAUCAAGAGCAUGGAUUGAAGGUGCCUUCUGUGAGGCAUUAGGGGUAGAACACUGGGGCUCAUGGACCAGCCCUUUAUUUUAGCUCCUCAAAUAUUUCUUCCUAGUUGAGAGUUGCUUGGAAUACUCUGUAUGUGAUAUUCGAUGGCAUUAAAGCACUCCCGUAUCAUAUUCCUCUUGACCCUUAAGCAAAGGAUCAUGAAAGAAAGCUGUCUGGUUUGUUCUACCGUGAUACAUGCCCCUCUCCCCUCCAUCAGUGCCCAAAGUGAUUAUGAGAGAUGUUGGGACCGAUGUCUUAAACUUUCAUUGGUAAAAGCUAAGUUGAAAAGUAAACAAAAAUGAAAAGAACCCAAGUCUUUGUAAAGACAGGUAUAGGAACCUUACCUUUGUCUUGAGUCCGGUGGGUCUGAUUUACAAAUAUUAUGUAGUCCAAGAAAAACUUCUAGGUUUCAGGCGUGACAGGGCUAGAGAGAUCAUACCAGCCAAUAGCAGUUUGCCUUGCACACAGCUGACCCAGGUUUGAUGCCCAGCAUCCCAUAAGGUCCACAGAACCCAGCCAGAAGUAAGCCUUGAGGAAACCCUGGAGUAAGCCAGGAAGAAACCCUGAGCUCCUGCCAGGCUUGGCCCCAAAACGAAAAGAAAAAAAGCUGCUAGAUUUCUUUCAGAUUUAUAUUUGUGAUUUGUGGGCAAUGGGACGUUUCUUCCCAGUUGAGUGGCACUUGAAUACUCUGCGUGUGGUAUCUGACGGUUUUAAAGCACUCCCAUAUCAUAUUCCACUUGAUCCUCCAGCACUCUGGGCACAGUGAACAUGCUUAGAACUGGAGUCUUCCAAUCCCGGAAUGCAGAGUGUGUAUAUGAGAAGCUCAGAAUCGUUAACUGUACUUCUUAUAAGUUGGCCCUUUGUUCUCCUUGGCUGGGACGUGGAAUAACUGUGCUCCUGCAACACACUGGGGAAUAACCAGCUGGGGAAGAACAGCAGCUUGGCUCCAUCUUGGCUCUUGUGAGGUCCUGCAGUGAUGUUAGGAGUGUUACAGCUGAGUUUUUAACAUUUAACACUAUGUAAGCUUGAUCUGUAAUUAAAAUUUUUUUCAUUUUCCA